AUGCAUAUUCUCGGCGAAGAUCUCGCUAAAGCGCUCAAGCUGUUGCAAGAUGUUCCUCUGAUAGAUGGGCACAACGACUUCCCCUACUUUCUUCGUGGAUGGUACCCAGAUCAAGUGAACACCGUGGAUUGUCAGCACAUGCCCAUUGCCCAUACAGAUCUGGAACGACUGAGCCAAGGUCGGGUUGGUGGAGUAUUUUGGAGCGCCUACGUCCCUUGCCCAGAUGCCAAUGCCGGUAACGAUUUCUCAGUUGAUGUUCAUCACCACUGUUUAAGAGAAACCCUGCAACAAAUUGACAUAAUCCAUGGACUUAUCGAGCGAUAUCCCAAGAAUCUUGGCCUUGCAACAACAUCGACUGAGGUUUGGAAUGUCUUCAAAUCGGGCCGAGUGGCAAGUCUGAUUGGCGUUGAAGGGUUGCACCAAAUCGCCAACAGCCCCGGGGUAAUGAGAAAUUUCCAUCGUUUGGGAGUACGGUACAUCACCUUGACUCACGACAGCAACAACCUCUACGCUGAUUCUACGAACUCUACCGGGCCUUUUCACGGAGGCUUAUCCGCUGAUGGAAUCUCGAUGGUGAAAGAGAUGAAUCGAGUCGGAAUGAUCGUGGAUUUGUCCCAUACGUCCAUCGCUACCCAGAAGCACGCUUUGGCUGUUUCAAAGGCCCCCGUCAUAUUCUCCCAUUCUUCUUGCUCUUCGGUGACCGAGCACGCGCGCAAUAGCCCGGAUGAUGUGCUGGACAUGCUACAGCGUAACGGUGGGGUCUUCAUGAUUACGUUCAUACGAAAAUCUACGGAUUCUAUCAAUCCAUGCUUGGAGAGGGUGGCUGACCACGUCCAACAUGUCGGUGACCGGAUUGGGUAUGACCAUGUUGGGAUCGGGUCUGAUUUCGACGGUGUAAUGCAGACAGCCUCGGGUUUGGAUGAUGUUUCCAAGUUUCCCCUUCUGAUUGCUGAACUUUUGAAACGGGGGGUUUCGGAACAAUCCAUUCAAAAUAUGAUUGGCCUGAAUGUGUUACGUGUCAUGGAUGCUGUCGAGCAAGUCUCAACAGCAAUGAAGGAAGCAGAAGAAGAGGUGCUAAGCGAUACGUUCGAGGAGAUUUGGGAUAGUAAAGUGCGAGAAGAAGUUAGGAAGACGAGAGGGGUGUUUGAUUGA
Messenger RNA from Clonostachys rhizophaga, 1152 nucleotides. Lineage: Eukaryota; Fungi; Ascomycota; Sordariomycetes; Hypocreales; Bionectriaceae. The record is from the annotation of a GenBank genome assembly.